UCGUGAGUUAUUGUGAUGUCAUUCUCCACAUCUGUGUUACAUUGAAAUGAUUCCGGCGGAAGUUUAGUGGCGAGGCCCUGUCCACAAAGAAAUGGCGAGUGGUGUCGGGAAACACAAGAGGCUGUCCGUUGGCCCGACCGAGCCGUGGUCAUUGAGGGAGAAACUAUGCCUAGCUUCCUCUGUUAUGAGGAGCGGAGACCAAAACUGGGUGUCAGUCAGCAGAGCCAUCAAGCCUUUCUCAGAGCCAGGCCGCCCUCCAGACUGGUUCUCCCAGAAGCACUGUGCCUCCCAGUAUUCUGAGCUGCUGGAGACCACAGAGGCUCCAAAGCGUAAGCGUGGAGAGAAGGGUGAGGUGGUGGAGACCAUCGAGGAUGUGAUCGUACGGAGACUCACCGCCGAGAGGAUAGAGGAGCUGAAAAAACUACUGAGAGACACACAGGACAAAUACAGAAAGUUGAAGAAGGAGGUGGAUCUGAUCCAGACAGGACAUCUGGACUCACGGCUAGAGGAGCUGUGGACAGACAUAACACAGAAAAAUAAGCAGGAUGAGGAUGAGGCAGAUCUUAAGAGGAAGGCCACAGAGACAUCCUAUCAGGCUCGCCAAGCGGUUAAGAACACGCCUAAGCGGGUGUCCAGUGUCACUAUACGCUCCCCUCUGGGUGCCAGUCCCACGGGCAUGGAGGGGGCACAGACAGAUACCCCCACACCCCCAAUAGAUACAGCCAUGCCCCAGGCAGAGGAGACCCUUGGUGCCAAUUUGUCCCAGGUGGGAGCAGUGUUCCCGCCGUCGUCGGAUGCUCCAAUAGCGGGGCCUAAGGAGGGAAGCCUGGGGUCUCUGGUAGACGACUCCCCACAGAAGAGGCUCCUCAGUCAGAAGUCCACGCCGCCUCCCUCCCCUCUCCUCUCAGAGCUACUGAAGAAAGGAAGCCUGAUCUCUGCUAGCCCCAUACUGGUAGUGGAGGCGGAUGCUGCUGCUGCUGCAGGACUGGCUAACGGAGGAGUUCCUACUACAAUCCCCACUAUCACAGCAGACUUUGAGGUCGCCAGCGCAGUCAAAGAGGCAGGCUCAGAGGUGGUUAAGGUGGAGGAGGACCAUGUACCUGGUUCCUACAUGGGGGAUGAGCUGGACCUGGAGACCGUGGGAGAUAUCAUCUCCAUCAUAGAGGAGAAGGUGGAUGACUCUGUGGAGGCUCUAGAUGCUGCAGCAGUGGAGGCUGCUCUCUCUCUCUGUGAGGAGGCUGUUUCUGCUGGCCACUCCCUCUCAGGCCCAUGGGAGGCCCAGGACUUGAAGACCUCAGAGCCUGGUCCUAUGGUUCAGUCUGACCCCACACAUGAGUUUCAGGCUGUGGCUGGAGCUAACCCUGGGAGCCUGGAGCUACAGACGGAGAGUGGAAGGGGGGAAGCCGAAGAGGGGAAGGACUGUGAGGGACAAGAAACAGUGCAGACAAAUUUGGUCCCUUCUGUUGUCGCUGAUGAUGGCCUGGCAGGAAGCGAGGUCACAGAGGAGGGAGUUCUGGGGGAGGAAGGAGCCCUGAGCACAGCUGUGAAGACUGAAAAUGAGGAGUGGACCCAGCCAGAACUAAACACACCCUGCCUAGACUCAGAAGACAGCUCUGGAUCAGGGAAAGAGUCCAAGGAAGUGAAGGAUGAGGAUGGAGCGAGUGAUGGGGAUCCUGAUGAAGGAAUGGAGAUGAAGGAAUGUGGAGAGGGGGAGGGGCCCUACCUAUCAGAAGUAGAACCGGCAGCCAGUGAGAGUGAGGAUGGCUAUGGCCCCUCCUCCCAACGCUACACCACAGCUGAUUCGCUAGCCAGCAGCCCCGCCUCUUCCCAGUUUUCAAUAUGUGGGGAGGAUCAGGAGGCCGUUCAGGCUCAGAAGAUCUGGAAGAAAGCCAUCAUGCUGGUGUGGAGAGCAGCGGCCAAUCACAGGUACGCCAGUGUGUUCCUUCAGUCUGUGUCUGAAGACAUCGCCCCUGGUUACCACAGCAUUGUACACAGACCCAUGGAUCUGUCGGCCAUCAAGAAGAGUAUCGAGGCGGGUCAGAUCCGUACGACAGCAGAGUUCCAGCGUGACAUCAUGCUGAUGUUCCAGAACGCGGUGAUGUACAACAGCUCUGACCACGACGUGUUCCACAUGGCCCUGGAGAUGCAGAGAGAUGUUCUAGAACAUGUGCAGCAGUUCCUGGCCACUCAGCUCAUCAUGCAGACCUCAGAGUCCUCCAUCUCCACCAAGAGCCUCAGAGGCCGCGAGGGGGGUCGCAAGCCAGGGGAGUCCGUGGAGAAGGACAGUGUCCCAAUGGCCUCUCCCGCUUUCCUUCUCUCUCUCUUUGAUGGGGGCACCAGAGGGCGCCGCUGUGCUAUUGAAGCAGACAUGAAGAUGAAGAAAUAACCAGAGUCAAAAGGCAGUAGGACAAUAGAUUGCCAACAGGCCAUAGGGCUGGAGGUUUAAAGAGAGACUUGAUGCAGGGCUGCAGUCCUCGGGUAUUCUCCUCUCCAGGCCGUUUCUGAUUGAUCAUUGUGUACCAUAGUUGUGUACAGUUUAAUUCACUAACUUAAGUCUGAUUGUAUUUAAAGCCAGUACACUAGAUAUCCAGACAUCAUAUGAUUGUCAUUGAUAUUUGCCACUGGUAAACAGCAGACACUGCAGCCCUGGAGGACUGAAUUUGUUUUACAACUGCAGUAGUACUAAAGUACUAGUGACUGACUUGGUGCCCUGUUGUUUUGUGUAUAGGAUUAGCCAACUGCAAAAUAUUCUUCAAGGAAUCAUUAUCCCAGUGUCCACACACUGAUUGGUAGAAUCAACAUUGUUUCAAUAUAAUUUGUCAAUGUGUUGUAACGUGGAAUCUAUACUGAACAAGAAUAUAAACGCGACAUGCAACAAUUCCCACCCCACAUGAUCCCGCAGGUCUGGUGUAGAAUCUGUAUGUGGAGGUCCUGGGCUGACAUGGUUAUACAUGAUCUGUGUAACCACGGUUGUACUGACAUAUUCUCUAAAACGAUGUUGGAGGCGGCUUAUGUUAGACAUUCAGCUCUGGUGGACAUUCCUGCAGUCAGCAUGCCAAUUGCGCGCUCGCUCAGCACUUGACAUCUGUGGCAUUGUGUUGCGAUAAAA
This is a messenger RNA of Oncorhynchus gorbuscha (pink salmon), 3109 nucleotides long. RefSeq names its product bromodomain containing 8b (gene brd8b). NCBI's taxonomy places the organism in Eukaryota, Metazoa, Chordata, Actinopteri, Salmoniformes, Salmonidae. Gene Ontology annotation, molecular function: protein binding. The transcript is spliced from 18 exons. The coding region runs from base 92 to 2386 and encodes 764 amino acids. Gene Ontology annotation, cellular component: NuA4 histone acetyltransferase complex. The record is from RefSeq and is a predicted model, not a curated record.